AUGUGUGUGAGUAUGUGUAUGUAUAUGUGUAUGUGUAUGUGUAUGUAUAUGUGUAUGUAUAUGUAUAUGUAUAUGUAUAUGUGUGUGUGUAUAUGUAUUAUAUGUAUAUAUACACAGUGGGGCAAAAAAGUAUUUAGUCAGCCACCAAUUGUGCAAGUUCUCCCACUUAAAAAGAUGAGAGAGGCCUGUAAUUUUCAUCAUAGGUAUACCUCAACUAUGAGAGACAAAAUGAGAAAAAAAAUCCAGAAAAUCACAUUGUAGGAUUUUUAAAGAAUUAAUUGGUAAAUUCCUCAGUAAAAUAAGUAUUUGGUCACCUACAAACAAGCAAGAUUUCUGGCUCUCACAGACCUGUAACUUCUUCUUUAAGAGGCUCCUCUGUCCUCCACUCGUUACCUGUAUUAAUGGCAUCUGUUUGAACUUGUUAUCAGUAUAAAAGACACCUGUCCACAACCUCAAACAGUCCAACUCCAAACUCCACCAUGGCCAAGACCAAAGAGCUGUCAAAGGACACCAGAAACAAAAUUGUAGACCUGCACCAGGCUGGGAAGACUGAAUCUGCAAUAGGUAAGCAGCUUGGUGUGAAGAAAUCAACUGUGGGAGCAAUUAUUAGAAAAUGGAAGACAUACAAGACCACUGAUAAUCUCCCUCGAUCUGGGGCUCCACGCAAGAUCUCACCCCGUGGGGUCAAAAUGAUCACAAGAACUGUGAGCAAAAAUCCCAGAACCACACGGGGGGACCUAGUGAAUGACCUGCAGAGAGCUGGGACCAAAGUAACAAAGGCCUCAAAUCCUGCAGUGCCAGACGUGUCCCCCUGUUUAAGCCAGUACAUGUCCGGGCCCGUCUGAAGUUUGCUAGAGAGCAUUUGGAUGAUCCAGAAGAGGAUUGGGAGAAUGUCAUAUGGUCAGAUGAAACCAAAAUAUAACUUUUUGGUAAAAACUCAACUUGUCGUGUUUGGAGGAGAAAGAAUGGUGAGUUGCAUCCAAAGAACACCAUACCUACUGUGAAGCAUGGGGGUGGAAACAUCAUGCUUUGGGGCUGUUUUUCUGCAAAGGGACCAGGACAACUGAUCCGUGUAAACGAAAGAAUGAAUGGGGCCAUGUAUUGUGAGAUUUUGAGUGAAAACCCUAUGUGAAAACAGCUAUAUGUCAUUUAACCAUGCAAAACCACAUGUCCUAUUCAUCAUGUUCAUGUUUUUGUCUGCUUGACAGGACUAUACCAAUUUGUUUAUCUUGUUUUAGAGCAGUUAAAAUGUGGUGCUUUGAGUCCAAUUCUCUAAUACUGACUGGAUGUUCAACAUGGCACCUCAUGGCAAAGAACACCCUGAAACUGAGUUACAGUACAGUGGCCACUGGCAUACAGAGGUUUUCCAAGACGGGUUUCACUCGGAACAGGCCUCGCAAGGGUCGAUCAAAGAAGUUGAGUCCUUGUGCUGUGCAUCAGGUGCAGAAGCUGGCUUCAAAAAACAGACGUAUGAGUGCUGCCAGCAUUGCUUUAGAGGUUGCAGAAGGUCAGCUUGUCAGUGCUCAGACUAUAUUCCGCACACUGCAACAAGUCGGUUUGCAUGGCUGUCGUCCCAGAAGGAAGCCUCUUCUGAAGCUGGCUCACAAAAAAGCCAGCAAACAGUUUACUGAAGACAACCUGUCCAAGAGCAUGAAUUACUGGAACCAUGUCCUGUGGUCUGAUGAGACUAAGAUAUACAGAUGCAAGUACAGAUGCACCUGUACUUGUUUGGCUCAGAUGGUGUCCAGCAUGUGUGGCGACGCCCUGGUGAGGAGUACCAAGAAAAUUGUAUCUUGCCUACAGUCAAGCAUGGUGGUGGUAGCAUCAUGGUCUGGGGCUGCAUGAGUGCUGCUGGUACUGGGGAGCUGCGGUUCAUUGAGGGAAACAUGGAUUCUAACAUGUACUGUGACAUUCUGAAGCAGAGCAUGAUGCCCUCCUUUCAGAAACUGGACCGAACGGCAGUUUUACAACAUAAUAACGACCCCAA
Molecule: messenger RNA, 1987 nt
Organism: Onychostoma macrolepis
Lineage: Eukaryota; Metazoa; Chordata; Actinopteri; Cypriniformes; Cyprinidae
Exons: 2
Coding region: 1156-1845 (229 amino acids)
Biological process (GO): DNA transposition; DNA integration
Molecular function (GO): DNA binding
Source: RefSeq, a predicted model, not a curated record